Molecule: messenger RNA, 1548 nt
Organism: Tigriopus californicus
Lineage: Eukaryota; Metazoa; Arthropoda; Copepoda; Harpacticoida; Harpacticidae
Exons: 2
Coding region: 274-1437 (387 amino acids)
Source: RefSeq, a predicted model, not a curated record
AAUGGCGUAUAAUUUUGAUAUUACGUCAAAGACUCCAAAACAGGUCUGCUUUGGACAGUUCCAAGUCAUUUGCCCUCCUCGAUCAUUUGCUGAGAUCGAGCUAACGAUUACUGACCCAAUUUUACAACCCCAGGAGGAGCUGGGGAAAGUCCGUCUUGAUUCGAAUGGCUUUCUAUCCAAGCCAUUGGUUGCCAAGGUUUUGGCCUGAAUACAAUUCACGUUAUUACAUACGACAGUGCUUACACAUAGUUCAAACUUCACUCAAGCCCUAAAAUGGUAAGGAACAGAUAUCAACCUGUGGGUGGCAAUUACGCCACAGAGGCUGAAAAAUCCCAACGAAGGGAGGAACGCCGUGAGCCCGCAUCAAACGGGCACAAAUCGUACGUUCAUUCAAGCACAAGGGCAGAACGCCAAGAUCCAAACAGCAGAUUCUUUGCCAACCCACAAGACCGCUACAAUCGUAGCGGUAAGACCAGGUUGGUUGACGAUCUAUUGUCUCAAGACAACAAUGAGCCCCAACCAGCCCAACGAGAAGUAUCCUUGAUCAAUAUGAAUCUGAAUGGAAAGUCAGUGAUGGGACUCACGCCCAAGUACAAGAUCCGAAUGAUCGAAGAGUUUCUGAAAAGUUUUCCCGAUGUGCUCUUCUUUCAAGAUGCCAUUGAUCUGGUGGAUUUAGUGCCCGUCCUGGAGGACGUGUCGGACAAGAAGCUUGAAUCGUAUUUCCAACUUGCCAACAUUGACGAAAAGGACCGGAGUGAUAUCCAUGCGGAUGUUCCAACAGCAUCCCGAAGUAUGACUGGCAUUGCUUGGAACAAAGAAAAGUAUGACGGUACCCCGCUCCAAUUGGAGGACGACCGAUUGGUAGAGCACGUGGACUGGUUGAAGCGACAUGACUUGACCAUUGUCAAAUUGGAUGCACUCCAACAAGAAGGUGCCAAGGAGCAAUUGCCCUCUUUCGUGGCCAUCUCAUGGCACGGGUCUGAUUACAGUACGCCAUUGAGGCAACGCAUUCAGCAAUGUGAGGAGCUCUUCAAAUUUCUCGAGAGGAUGAGGUCCAACAUCCGGAAGAUUCCCAUUCUUAUUGGAGGUGACUUCAAUAUGGACAUGAAAUCUUUCGAUACGGAGAAGUAUCCAGACUUGAUGGUCGCUCCAUUUCGACCAGCCUCUGGAGCCAAGGUCAAGGACAUCAAGAACACAUUCCUGGUCACAAUGGAUUCGCUGAAGAUCACAGAAACGGGAUACAAGCAGCAUCACCCCGAAAUAUUUUCCAGCCCUUUUAUCACGGCAAAAAUGCGACAAUUGGAGCAAAACCAAUCGAGCUCGGACAACGAUUUGGAGGACUCGCUCGAACAAGAAGACCAACAACUGAAUUCCCGUGACGACCAAAAUCAUGACGCGGAUAAUGACCGUUCUUGGGACAAUCAUCAUCGAGACUAAGAAGAUAUUGCAAAGUAUUUUUUGGUCGAUGUGUAAUUAUUUCUGAAUGUCUUCAAAUAGCGUCUUCAUGUCGAAAGUGGCAGAUAAUAAAGUAUUUCAUGCUCUAUUGUU